CUUGUUUAGAAUCUUCACAGAAGGAUGCAUUAUCAGGCGGCGUCGGCAGCGGCUGAGGCGUGGGGUUACGUGGCUGCGGCGAGAGGGGCGACGAUGGACGCGCUGGAGCGGGUGGAGCGGCUGGCGGGGGAGAGCGCGGUCGUCAUCUUCAGCGUCAGCACCUGCUGCAUGUGCCACGCAGUGAAGCGGCUCUUCUGCGGCAUGGGGGUGAGCCCCAUGGUAGUGGAGCUGGACGAGGACCCGCGCGGCGGGGAGAUGGAGCGCGCCCUCGCUCGGAUCCUUGGUGGCGGAGGAGCGGCAGUGGCAGGAAGCGCCGCCGUGCCUGUGGUGUUCAUCGGCGGGAAGCUGGUGGGGGCCAUGGACCGGGUCAUGGCCGCCCACAUCAACGGCACCCUCGUGCCCCUCCUCAAGGAUGCCGGCGCUCUCUGGCUCUGAACCCACCGCCUCAAAACCACGAACGGUAUGAUCGGUUCGCGUCUUCCUCUUAUAAUGCAGCUACAGAUUACCAACUUUUUCAUUUAAUAUGACUUCGUUUUCUAUCUAAUAUUGGUUACUUAACAAGGUUUAAAAGAGAGAGAAAGAGAGAGAGAAUGCGUGUGUGUGUGUUUGUGCGAGAGAGAGGGAAGGGAGGUUGGUUUUUUGGGUCCUCCAUUUUGGGUACAAGAUGAUUGAUAUGCAAAGGCUUUGCUUGUAUUACCUUCUUCUAUAAUUUUCUUCCUUUUUCUUCUGGGUUUUCGUGAUCAUGUGGGGUUUGACAUGCAUGAUAGUGAUGCUGAUCAUAUGUAUAGAAACUUCUUGAGUGUUGAGCAAAAACUGGCCAAAUGGAUUGUUUCCUUCUCCGAGUUCAUCCAAAUGCAGUACUUGUCAUCUCUCUAGUUAAUUUAUAUCAUGGAUCUGUCCUGAACUUUUGCUUGACGAGUCAAAAUGAACUGCUAUUUAAACUUCUUCUUCCUAC
Messenger RNA from Musa acuminata AAA Group (dessert banana), 955 nucleotides. RefSeq names its product glutaredoxin-C5-like. The transcript has a single exon. The record is from RefSeq and is a predicted model, not a curated record. The coding region runs from base 25 to 435 and encodes 136 amino acids. Lineage: Eukaryota; Viridiplantae; Streptophyta; Magnoliopsida; Zingiberales; Musaceae.